UACUAUUUACUCAGCUGUUCAGUCCAACGACAAAAUGCUUAAAAUUUUCUUGUUAUUGUUUGUCUUGAGUGCUGGUCGAGCCCAGGCGGAGCUUUCUGGCCUGCUAAGCGCCCUCCACUACUUUGGUCUCUACUCAAACGGCACGGGGGAAUCUUUGGGCAUUUCCCGUGGCCAGUGCCAUUACAGCUUCGAGACGUUCGCCCUGCUAGAGGAGCGACACACUUGCGCGCCGGACGAUGAGCACAUCCAGCACCUGACCCAGCUGCCCCCGGUGCGGAAGCCACCUAUUCUGAUCAAAUGCUUGCAGCCGGAGAAUGUAACGGAUGCCGAACCCGGAUUGCUAAUGAUGCACAGUGCUAAGGAGAUUGUGGGCCUGCUGAAGCCUGUGGGCAAUGCCACCAAGCGCCACGAGCCGGGUAGCUGUGUCGUCGUGCACUUCUGCACGGCCUCCAGCUUGGAAUGUGCUCGCGUGGCUCCCGUAAUGAACCUGCUGCCCCAUCUGUUUCCCACCCUGCCCAUUGCCUAUGUAGACGCCUAUGAGUUUGGACGCUUCAAUGCCGAGUUUGGGAUCGUAUCGCUGCCCACACUGAUGAUCUUCCACCAGGGCAGGCCGCUCAUCAAGUAUGAUCCUUCGUGGUCAGACUCGGAGAAGCGUAGCUUUGCUCGCUUCAUUAUGCGACACACGAACGUAAAGACAGUGGAUCCACAGAGCAUCCACCCGAGCAUAUUUAAUCGAACACGCAGCGAGCCACUAUCCAAUGUGCCGGUGGUCCAAACGGACUACUAUCUGGGUCUGUCCUGGGCCUUUAUCCUAGCCUGUUUGGCCAACUACCUCCGGCAGACGGUGUUCUGGAAGCAGUUGGUAGAGAUGGUACAGCGCAACUGGCGGGAGUCGGAGGAGACACAAAUGGAGAUGGUGGACUAGUCUGGGAGGAGGUAUUAGCUUAGUUUAGGUAGUAAAACACUCGGACACACUUCGGGAUUCACUAAUAUAAUGUAAUUAUCGUUUAAUUAAAUUCACAUCAACAUUUA
Molecule: messenger RNA, 1032 nt
Organism: Drosophila serrata
Lineage: Eukaryota; Metazoa; Arthropoda; Insecta; Diptera; Drosophilidae
Gene: bug
Product: thioredoxin domain-containing protein bug
Biological process (GO): cilium assembly
Cellular component (GO): cilium
Source: RefSeq, a predicted model, not a curated record